CUGCCCUUUGAAACCAUGUCCCACCCUCAGAGACUACCGAACGCCAUAGACAGUGACAGGCGUGGGGUCUCUGAAGAGGACAAGGCAGCAUGGCGGCAGGGCCCUGUGGCUUCUGCCUGCAAACUAAGUAACGUGCGUCCUUUCCUCCUUCAGCUCCUGCAGCUAAUUGCGAAAUCCCAGUUAACGUCGCUGAGCGGCGUGGCGCAGAAGAAUUACUUCAACAUUUUGGACAAAAUUGUCCGGAAGGUCCUCGACGACCACCAGAACCCCCGCCUCAUCAAGGACCUCCUGCAGGACCUGAGCUCCACCCUGUGCAUCCUCAUCCGGGGCGUCGGGAAGUCCGUGCUGGUGGGAAACAUCAACAUCUGGAUCUGCCGUCUGGAGACCAUCCUCCACUGGCAGCAGCAGCUGCAGAACCUGCAGGUCACUAAGGUGAACGACGGCCUCACGCUCAGUGACCUCCCUUUGCACAUGCUCAACAACAUCCUGUACAGACUCUCCGAUGGCUGGGACAUUGUCACACUAGGCCAGGUGACCCCGACGCUGUCCAUGCUCAGCGAGGACAGGCAUCUGUGGAAGAAACUCUGUCAGUACCACUUUGCCGAGAAGCAGGUGAGCGUGGCGGCCUUGGGCCCUGGCGCGCAGGACGCGUCACCUGGAGGGAGGCUGGCGUGCGUCCCUUGCCUGCCCCAGCGUCUGCACCCGGCUCUCCCGGCCUCCCCUCCCCGCACCCCGCGCCUGCAGACCCAGGGUGGGAACUGGCUCGGAGCGCCCUCGCGUCGUCUCCUCGGCAGCGAGCACCAGCCCGACGCCGCCCCUCACCGGCCCCUGUCCCUGCACCAUUCCCUGCUCUGGAAGACCUCCCCUCCCAGUGGGACCGCGCUGCGGGCUGCCUGCUCGUCACCCCGGCCGCAGCCUGCAGCACCCACUGCGCUCCGGGGCUGGUCAGCACGCCGCCUGCAGACGGACCCCGCUUCCGCUCCACGGCUGGUGGACAUCAGGGUCGUUUCCACCUUGCGGCUUUGA
Molecule: messenger RNA, 1026 nt
Organism: Leptonychotes weddellii (Weddell seal)
Lineage: Eukaryota; Metazoa; Chordata; Mammalia; Carnivora; Phocidae
Source: RefSeq, a predicted model, not a curated record